Molecule: messenger RNA, 1083 nt
Organism: Dictyostelium discoideum AX4
Lineage: Eukaryota; Evosea; Eumycetozoa; Dictyosteliales; Dictyosteliaceae
Gene: qpct
Product: peptidase M28E domain containing-protein
Exons: 3
Coding region: 1-1083 (360 amino acids)
Cellular component (GO): extracellular region
Molecular function (GO): glutaminyl-peptide cyclotransferase activity
Source: RefSeq, a predicted model, not a curated record
AUGAAAUAUCUAAAAAUAUUAAUAAUUGUUACAAUUUUUUUUUUUUUAUUAAUAAAUGUGAUUAAUUGUAUUGAUAGAAAAGAGAUAGUACAAAAAGAAGUGAAAAUUAAAUUUAAAAAUUUAAAAUCCACAUUAAUAAAGAAAUAUAGUGAAUCAAAUAUGGAAAAAAUUCAAAAACAUUUAAAACAUAUAUUGGUUGAAAGAGUUGCCGAUACUCCAAACCAUAAAAAAGUUAGAGAAUAUAUAAUAUCACAAUUUGAUCAACUCUAUUGGGAUAUUGAAUUGGAUUCAUUUAAAGAUAAUACUCCAUUUGGUGAGAAAACUUUUACAAAUAUAAUUGUAACAUCAAAAUUUGUUAAUGAUGAUGAUGAAGAUGAUAUUGACACAAAAGAAAGCAAUGGUAACAUAUCAAGUGAACCACCAAAAACAUUAGUACUAUCAGCUCACUAUGAUUCUAAAUAUUUUAAAGAAUUUAAAUUCUUUGGUGCAACUGAUUCCGCUGUUCCUUGUUCAAUGUUAAUAGAUUUAGCAAUUUCUUUACAAUCUGAAAUUAAAAAAUCAAAGAAAAAAUUAAUGAUUAUAUUUUUUGAUGGUGAAGAAGCAUUUAAAGAAUGGAGUGACACAGAUUCAUUAUAUGGUUCCAGACAUUUAGCAAAUUUAUUAUUGGAUAAAAAAGUAAUUACCAAAGAUAAUGAAGAUUUACCAAUUAGUAGUAGUUUUUAUAAUACAGUUGAGGCUUUUAUAUUAUUGGAUUUAUUGGGUACUCCAAAUCCAAGAUUUUAUAUGUUUAAUAAAAAAACUGAAUCAUUAUUUAAAAAAUUAUCUGAUAUUGAAGAUAAAUUAUCUUUAAAAAGAUUUAUAAGUCCAAAAGCAAAUAAAUACUUUCAAAAUCAUUUUAUUGGUUCAGAUAUUCAAGAUGAUCAUAUACCAUUUUUAAACUAUGUACCAACAUUACAUAUUAUUCCUUACCCAUUUCCAAAUGUUUGGCACACUGAAAAAGAUGAUGAAUCUUGUUUAGAUAAAAAUACAAUUGAAGAUUUAUCAAAAAUAUUUAAAAUAUUUGUUGGUUCUUAUUUAAUAUAA